GUCGCACUUAAACAGGCCAGACACGCGCAGCAAAAUAUGGCGGCAAUAUCCCCCGAGUGGCUUACACGCGACUACGUGGAGCAAGCACUGCGUACCUUUUAUAAGGAUGCUGCUCUAAAACUUAUACACUUGGAUAUAAAUCCAGCUUUGGGUCCGGGAGAGAAUUACGGCGGUGUCUUAACACGCAUGCUCGUCCGUUUUAGGUUAUCCAAUGAAACCGAUGAAAAAAAAAAUCAUCUCAUUGUGAAGACUUCAAUAGAGGACGAUGAGUUGUCCCAGGAACUUAUGUCCCACUAUGACAUCUUUAAUCGCGAAAUUACCAUUUACGAGGAGGUGCUGCCCAAGCUCAAUGAGUUGCUGAUCGAGAUUGACGAAUACGAGCAGCUGUUUCCAACAGCUUUAUAUGUGGACAGAGAGCGUAGUGCCAUCAUAUUCGAGGACUUGAGCAUUAAGGGCUAUGUGAUGGCCGAUCGCAUAAAGCGUCUGGAUACAGAGCAUGUCCAGCUCAUAUUGCGAAAACUGGCCAAGAUGCACGCUACGUCGGCAGCUUUAAACGAACGCAACAAUGGAUGCCUGGAGGGAUAUGAUCGGGGAUUUUUCAAUCGAUAUACGAAUGCCUAUAGCGGCUACUUUGUGGGCAGUCUAUUGGCUGCAGCUCGCUGGUUAUCCAAGAGGUCCGAGUGCGUCCAUUAUGCACAAAAGCUCUUUGAACUGGCUCCGCACUAUAUGGAUAUUGGCAGGGAAUGCUUUCAUCCCACACCCGGACAUGUCAACGUUCUGGCCCAUGGCGAUGUGUGGACCAACAAUGUCAUGUUCAAAUAUGAUCCGAAAACGGGCAGACCGGUGGAUGUAUUGCUAAUUGACUUCCAAUACUCCUUCUGGGGCUCCCCGACUAUCGAUUUGCAUCACCUUUUCAAUACGUCAUUGCAGGAAAAAUUACGGCGUGAGGAGCAGAACUCAUUCUUUCAGUUCUACCAUCGUAUCUUCACGAGCACCCUCAGAAAAUUGAAUUACCGUCAGAAUACCAUACCUACUCUACAUCAGUUUAAAUUGCAAGUGGAGAAGAAACGCUUCUUCGCCGUACACUCCACCGUGGUCAUACAACCAGUAAUGAUAAACGAAGACCCUACAGAUGCCUCCUUUAAUGCGCUAAUGAACGAUGAUGAACGUGGAACUAGCUUCAAGGAUCGACUCUACAACAAUCCUGAAGUACAGCAGAAUUUAAAGCACUUUCUGCCAGUAUUCGAAAGAAAGGGACUUUUAGAAGUAAAUCAAUGCUCUUAGAAUAAUUCUGUUGAUUAAAAGUGGUCAACAAAUAUGUUUAAAAUUUAAUAAUAAAUACUUGUUAGUUAAAAUAGA
Scaptodrosophila lebanonensis is the source of this 1359-nucleotide messenger RNA. RefSeq lists its product as uncharacterized. The record is from RefSeq and is a predicted model, not a curated record. The transcript is spliced from 2 exons. NCBI's taxonomy places the organism in Eukaryota, Metazoa, Arthropoda, Insecta, Diptera, Drosophilidae. The coding region runs from base 37 to 1284 and encodes 415 amino acids.